This is a messenger RNA of Nematocida ausubeli, 645 nucleotides long. RefSeq lists its product as uncharacterized. Lineage: Eukaryota; Fungi; Microsporidia. The transcript has a single exon. The record is from RefSeq and is a predicted model, not a curated record. Bases 1 to 645 code for a protein of 214 amino acids.
AUGAUGGAGAAACAAGAAAUGAUGAUUAACAACGAUGUGGAUAAUUCUAUUAUGUUACUGCAGCCAGAUAAUGAAAGUAUAUGCGAGUCUGCAGAGACAAAAGAAACUAAAAUGUUUGCGCAGCCGACAGAAAUGUCCAUUACUUCUUUGGAUAACAUCAAGUAUGCAAAUGAGAACAACUUGGAAACACAGUACAUAGAUGAGCAGGAGACAGAGCAGGUUGAAGAGGACGAAUGCUACACCAUAAACGAAGAAAUCUGCGAGGACGAGAGUCUUAUAGAGGGCGAAAAAGAGCCACUCUAUGAGUGCCCUGUGGAGCAGCCAAAGAAGGAAGAGAAAGCUCAGCCAUUCCGCCUAGAAAACAUGGCUUCGCAGAAAAGCGCGCUGCAGAUUACUGAGGAGUACAUGAGCUCUCUUUCCCUUGUCCAGCAGAACAUCAUUAGAAUGGAGAUGGAGAUCUCUCGGCAGACACAAGCUGCAAGAGACCAGUGGGUUCCAAAGAGAGAGAUACUUAAGGAGGAUUUUAUAUACGUUCCAAUUAAAGGCGGUCUAUGGGUUAAGUCAGAGCCAAAGGCAGUAGAGAAGAAGCAAGGGUUCUUUAGAAAGCUAUUCGGAUGCUUAAACCCAUUUUCAACAAGCGCGUAA